Branchiostoma floridae (Florida lancelet) is the source of this 1338-nucleotide messenger RNA. RefSeq names its product gasdermin-E-like. Bases 238 to 1338 code for a protein of 366 amino acids. The transcript is spliced from 9 exons. Gene Ontology annotation, biological process: programmed cell death. Gene Ontology annotation, cellular component: cytoplasm. Lineage: Eukaryota; Metazoa; Chordata; Leptocardii; Amphioxiformes; Branchiostomatidae. The record is from RefSeq and is a predicted model, not a curated record.
CUAGGUCGUACUUCCGGGUUGGUAUCUUGGGUGGGGGCGCAGUGAGCGGAUCGGUGUUUACUUUCUUGCGGUGGCGGGACUUUCGCUUCCUUAAAGAUCCAGCCCACCCCUUAAGCAAAGUUUCCAAGGGGCAGGGUUUCGCAGGAACAGUCAACUCUCGGUUUCACAUCCACGCGUUUCGCCUUGGUCUGAGAUUGUCUUGGCGUUUCUCCGAAGUAGCCGGUAUACGCGGAAGAGAUGUUUGAAGCUGCAGUGUCGGGGUUUGUGAAAGCGGUGGGGAAGAACUCCCUCCUCCCUGUUCCGGACCUGAACUCCGCCAACAAGUGCCGCCCGCUGCACGUGGCCGUCAAGAAGAACCCCAAAUGGUUCUGGCAGAGCGCAAAAUACCUGCCGACUUCCUUCAAGAUCCACCAAAUCCUCACCAAGACGGAAGAAAUAGACGUAAAUGUGGCUUGCAGGACUCUCGUAGAGUACAACAAGACGUCUCACUUCUCGGUGAAGGGUUCGGUCGGGUCUAAGAUCAUGAAGGAGGUUGACCUUGACGUGAGCGGGUCGGGCAUGGUGUCCAUCAAGGCCAGCUUCGGCAAGGUCAACAAGUGUGACGUGGACGUCCCGACCCUGAUGCAGGCCCUGGACAAAAGAUUUGUGGACUUUCGUCACGACUUUGUGCAGGAGGUCCGACAGAACCCCCGUAACGUGCUGUGUGUGGUGGUGGGGACGGCUUGUACAAUUAACCCUUCAGUGCUGAGCUCCGAGGAGGAUGUGGAAGGGAACCAGAAGGCCACCAUUGCCCUCGGUACCACGGCCAACAUUAACGAGGAAGGUGCGAUAAGCAACGAGACCGACAAGGUGUUUGACCUUCCCCCGGAGACGCCUCUUGCUUACAACGUGUGUGAGAUUCUUGUGAAGGAAGAUGGCGGCAUCGACCUGAUGUACACCAAAGAUGGGAGUGGGGGGUUUGCCGCCAAGCCGGGGGCAGGGGUCGUGCAGGCAGACGCGCCUCCAAACACAGAGCUUGCCCACACCAUGAAGCCUCUGCUGUCCUUGCCUGAGCAGCAGCGGAACAGCGUGACAUCUGCUGUCCUCAAGGUCAUGGAAGCACCAGCCGACCUGCCCGUGGUGGAGGAACUGCUGGAUGACGUUGUUGACGGCAGAAAACCAAAGCCCUUCGCAGAGUUCAAGUCCAAGUGCACCAACCCUGCCGCUGUCCUGGGCUUCCUGUCCGCCAUUGACUUCCAGAUGGACACAUCCUUCACAGAUGAAGACAAGGCCCUUAUUCGCUCUCUGGAUGCUCUAUUUGAUGGACUCCUAGUAACUGGAAUUAAAGUACCUAAGUAG